CAGCGGGACGGCAGCCGCCGCCUCUGCCCGCCCCGCCCCGUCACAUCGGAGUCCUCAGCAGGGCUCAGGAGACUUCACAGCCGAGUCACAGCGGCCUGGAAGUGCUGGGGAUGAAGCUGCGGGUCGCCUGCCUCCUGUGGCUGCUGCUCGUCUGCCUGACCCUGCCCGCCAGCCACGGCCGCGUCCGUGAGCGCUCCAUGGAAAUCAGGAGUAAGGAGAACAUGAACCCGGACAUCGACCCCUCGUGGUACACGGGCCGCGGGAUCCGGCCGGUGGGGCGCUUCGGGAGGCGGCAAGCCCAGGGCGGGGGCGGCGGGCCCGGGCAGCGGGGCUGCGCCGCCCCCCGCCCGCCCCGGCUGCGGCUGAGCCCCUGA
Molecule: messenger RNA, 374 nt
Organism: Lonchura striata (white-rumped munia)
Lineage: Eukaryota; Metazoa; Chordata; Aves; Passeriformes; Estrildidae
Source: RefSeq, a predicted model, not a curated record